AUGAACACAGAAGGCUUCCAUCCCGACGGCUUCACCUUCGCAAGCCUUCUGGGAACGGAGGAUGUCGCCGGAGUUUCAGAGCUCCACGGGCAGAUCACCAAGCGCAACCUUGAGGACGACUCCUACGUAGGAAGUGCCCUUCUGGCCGCCUAUGCUAGGAACGGAAGCCCUCGAGAGGCGCUGCUAGUGUUCGAGGGGCUGACCGAUCCCAAUACCAUCGCCUGGAACUCCGCCAUUGCCGCCUGCGUGGAGAAUACGAUGGUCGAACAGGGGCUACAACUCUUUCUGGAGAUGCAGCGGGUCGGCGUGCUUCCAGACGCCUGCACCAUCUCCUCCUUGCUGGCCGCAGCUACGGUCGGAUCCUUCAUUUCUGUAGGAAAGCAGGCCCAUGGACUUGCAGUGAAGCUCGACCUCUGCUGGGAGACGCCAGUGGGGAACGCCCUCAUCACCAUGUAUUCCAAGCAGGGCUCUGUCUCCGACAGCCGCCGGUCCUUCCAGUGCGCAGCCGACCCCGAUCUCAUCACCUGGAACUCCAUGGCUCAAGCUUACCUCACCAACGAAAAGCACAAGGAAGCACUCGCCCUCUUCGUCGAGAUGAAGCUCGCCGGAGUCGAGGCGGACCAGUAUGGCUUCACUACUGCCUUGGGCGCCUGUGGCUCUCUCUGUUGGAAGCGAACUGGGGCCACAAUCCAUGGUUAUGCCGUGAAGCUCGGAAUAGAGCUCGAUGCCUUCGUCGGGAGCGCCCUCGUCGACAUGUACGGGAAAUGCGCGGCGGUGACGGAGGCUAAGCUGGUCUUCGACGGGAUUGAAUGCAAGGAUCUGGUCGCCUGGAACUCCAUGGCAGUCGGGUACGUGCAAAACGGCUGCUUGGACCAGGCUCUUGGGCUUCUCACAGCGAUGGGCAAAGAUGGGUCGGAGCCGGACGAGUUCACCUUCUCCGGCAUGCUCUCCGCCUGCGCGGAAGCCUCAGCCCUGCAGAGCGGCCGGCAACUCCAUGCUCUGGUCACCAAGUCAGCCAUCAACGCCGACACGGCGGUGGCGAAUGCUCUUAUGACAAUGUACGCCAGAUCGGGAUGCGUAGCCGAGGCGUCGCAGAUCUUCUCCCAGCUCGCCGCCCCAAACGCCGCGUCUUGGACUGCGAUGAUCGGAGGGUACGCGCAGAGCGGCCUCCCAAGGGAGGCCCUCAAGCUGUUCGAACAAAUGGCGGAGCGCGGCGUGAGACCCGACGGCAAGACCUUCCUCGCCCUGCUCACGGCCUGCAGCUACGCCGGAGAUGUGGACCAAGCAGGGAGGUUCUUCGAAGAGAUGCAGACGGAAUACGGAUUAGGACGGGAGUUCGAGCACUACGCUUGCAUGGUGGACGUCCUCGGCCGCGCAGGGAGGUUGGAGGAGGCGGAAGGGGUCAUCGAUGGGAUGCCGCACGCGCCGAAUGCCCUCGUGUGGAGGACGUUGCUCGGGGCUUGCAGAACACACGGGGAUCUGAGCAGGGGGGAGAAGGCCAUGGAGAAUAUCCUGGCGGCGCAGCCGAGGGACUCGGCGGCGUACGUCCUUCUCUCCAACAUGUACGCCGCGAGAGGGAGGUGGGACGGCGUUGCGGAGGUGAGGAGGCUGAUGAGGGAGAAGGGCCUGAGGAAGGAAACUGGGAAGAGCUGGAUAGAGGUGCAUCAUCGAGUGCACGAGUUCGUAGCAGGGGACUCCACGCAUCCGCAGACAGACGCCAUUUAUUCCACAUUGGAAAGCCUUCUGGAGGUGAUGAGAGCUGCCGGAGAUAGCUAA
Spirodela intermedia is the source of this 1776-nucleotide messenger RNA. The record is from the annotation of a GenBank genome assembly. Lineage: Eukaryota; Viridiplantae; Streptophyta; Magnoliopsida; Alismatales; Araceae.